This is a messenger RNA of Schistosoma bovis, 3320 nucleotides long. The record is from the annotation of a GenBank genome assembly. NCBI's taxonomy places the organism in Eukaryota, Metazoa, Platyhelminthes, Trematoda, Strigeidida, Schistosomatidae.
CUGAGUUCUCUUAAUAUGUCUCUGUUUGGUUGCCUGUCUAUUAAUCUGUUUGUUAAUAGUGUUUCAUUGUUUUAUUGAGACAUGAAUAUUAAAGACACACUGAGUAACUGACUUUGGACAUUUUUUAUUCAUUUCAACACAAUGCAGAUUAGACCAGUCUAAUGAAGUCCUGGAUUUAUGUCAUGACGGGAGAAAAUUUUGAUUACUUUCCCUUUGUAUGCAUCAAUUAUUCUUUCAAGCCGCUCUAUAUAAAAUCUUUGAACUCUCUUGGAAGUUACGAAUAUAUGAAUAUUGUUUUUAAUACAAAUAAAUCAAUUUGUCUACCGAAAGAGUUCUUAUUAGUAGCAUAAAAAAAGCAUCCAAGUUACCUUCAAAACCUGUUUUUUAUGGUUUACGUGUAACUGAUUUUCCAAAAAUAUUACAGUCUUCACCGGAUUUUUUUAAAAAUUAAAGGUUGCGUUUUUAUGAAAAAUAUCCAACGAAAAGAGUGUGAUCGAAUCAAUUGUUAGAUGACAUAUGAUCGAGGACCACAAGUAGGUCAAUAAUCACUUGCCCAACUUGAUAAAUAAAUUAUUCACAAAACACCUUCCAUUCAGUUAAGAAAGCAAUCUAAAGAUCCCAAGUGAAAUAAUCUAUAUGUAAUAAGGUCUAAUUCAAUGCGACUUCCACAUUUUUAAUAUUAAGAUGAAGUGUUUUGUUUACUUUUUAUUAACUCGCCUAUUAAUUAAACAAAUACGGAAGAUAAGCUGGGCAGGUAAAUCAAGCUGACGAGUCCUAGAAUGGGACGAAGUGCGCGUCCUUGAUUCCAGUGCUAUCCACUGUCCGUCUCUACUUAUAAUGCUUGUGACCUAAAGGUAAUAUUGGGGUAAUUUGCACAGGAUGAGUAUGUGCCAAAGGAUUGCAAAGCUAAACAUUAAUGUCACGAUUCAAAUAACCAAUGCAAAUGAAAAUGAGUUCCUAUUUACAUAGUCUUGACUGAUUUCUACCGUAUAUUUUUCUCUUCAUAUAUGGUGGGUACAUUGAUUUUCAACUUAUUUGUGCUGACAGCUACACAUCUACGUGUCAGAUCCACACAAAUACAAACCAUAAUGAUCAAUAAACCAAGGCCAUUGGAUUGGCGAUUAUUAACCAAUCAGAUUCAUCUUAGAGGUUUAGUUUCUGCUAUCGACCGCUAUGAACCGUUUUCGCCAAUCAGAAACAAAUAUACUGGUGUAACUAAUUUUAGUGAACAAUGCUGUCAUUUCGUUAAUUUCACCAUAACAGUUGCUAAUGUCUCAUCAUUCAUUCGGUUCUGGAAAUAGCCUGUAUAGACUGGAUAGUGUGUUCAAUGAACGGGCGGGACCGAGGAUGCCAGGGACACAGAGUGAAAGACGGUAUCGUCACCCUGUUGUUCCGAUUUCAUCAACAGAUGCUCCACACUAUGCUCAAGCAUCACAACUAUAUCCAAUGAGAAGUUCUUCGGAGCGUGAUAAUGUUUACUGGUACAAACCCGGGUCUCUUGGACGAUCAUCUCAGGGGAGUAGCUCAAGCCCUAUUGGUCAGUCGAUUGUAAUACCAGUUGUUCAUUUAGGUGCCUCUAGAGGAUCCAUUGCAUCAAGUUCAUACACAAUGGCUUCUCAUUCUUCUGAAAAUCUAGAUAACACACCAAAUGCUCUGCAAACUGAUAAUAGCGAAAGUACUAAAUCUACAUUUAGAACUUCAUCAGUCCUUACUACUGGUAAUCGGCCAAUAAAUCGACCUGCACCACCACUUUCAGAUCCUGAAGCUGAAGUCGAUGCUUUAACAAAUCUCUUAAUGCAAAGCAUGGAGACUCGGUCGUCUGUAUCUUCAGUUGGAGCUGGUGGGACAUUAACUUCUGGGCAAGACGCAGUCAAUUCUUCUCCAGCUGGAAGUUUACGGCGUGGGAGUGGUCUCAACUCUCAGUUUGGACGUUUGCAACAACACUCAGGCCUUACUUCCACUGCUGGAGGGAAUGUGAAUGGUGGUCGCGGUAGUCCAUUGGCAACAGCGGUCACUUCUGCUUCAACAACUGGGAGCUCAUCAACAAACUCUCCCACUGAAUCAGCUUCUAGUAUGUGUAUUCCUAAUGAUACUGCCAGCGCAAUGGCCAAUGCAACUGCGGGUCAAAACAUAUGUUUUCGAUGUCGUCGUUCACUUGUCCCACCGGAAGGUAGCACACUUAGUGGCAGUUUAGCUUCGACAAACAAUGUUGUGACUCUAACAGGCGCUCUAGGUGUAAAACUUCAUGUGGCUUGUUUUACAUGUUAUCGUUGUGCUGCUCCGCUGAAGUCAGAUGCAUAUUACCACAAUCUAAGACGUUUGUUAUGCCCGGCCUGUGUACGUGACGGGGCUGUUGAGGCAUGUUCAAACUGUCAUAGACCCAUAGGUGAUAGAGUAGUUCACGCUCUUGGGAUGCCCUAUCAUCCCAACUGCUUCGUCUGUGUAGUAUGCGCAGGUAGACUAGAUUCUAGACCUUUUACCAUUGAUGUUCAUGGUCGACUACACUGUCUUACUGAUUUUCAUAAACGCUACGCGCCAAGAUGUGCGUCAUGUGGAAGGCCGAUAGUACCAGAUGCUGGAUGUCAAGAAGCACGUCGUGUUGUCUCAGGAAACUCAAACUAUCAUUUAGAAUGUUUCGGAGUUCAGACACUACCUCAAAGCUUAAACCUAAAGUCAACAGCUUUCAAGGUUAGCGGUAGUAUUGCCAGUUAGUAAUAUUACAGCCUGAAAAAUAUUCAUCGACGUUGCCGGAGAUAACCUGGAACCUUUAUUCUGAGAUCCACAUGAACAGAACUGGAAACAACUUUUUGGCUAAACAUUAGAAGCAGUAUCACACAAUUCACCGUGAAAAGAAACUUCGAUGCCCCCAUAUAACUUAUCAGUUAAUACCUACUUCGUACCUUAUUCUGAUGACUGUUUUUCGACAGCGAUUUUGUGUACUGUCUGAUACUUCUUUUCAGCGUUUACAAUAUAUGUCCCAAUUUCCCUUCUCUAUUCAGUAAAUCCCUUCCUCUAGGUAUAAAGCCACUAAUUAGCAACAAUAUUCCUUUACCUUUUCAUGAAUUGUAUACAAUAACUUCCAUUUUUGAUUGUCUGUUUAACCAGUUUGUGAGAACGUCAACAUAUACAUAUCUUGAUGCACUGACAAGGAGGCUAAUGAUUUAUACUUCUUAUUGUAAGUACACUGUCAACCGGCUUUGUUUUGUCAGAAUAGCUCGUGCACGCAAAGGACUUAGAAUUAAACAUUAGACGAAACCCGAAUAGUCUUACGUGUAGAUAGCCACCGCCGUUUAUAUAAUUUCUGGUUGGAUGUCAUCAUC